Molecule: messenger RNA, 2651 nt
Organism: Rubroshorea leprosula
Lineage: Eukaryota; Viridiplantae; Streptophyta; Magnoliopsida; Malvales; Dipterocarpaceae
Source: the annotation of a GenBank genome assembly
UUCCUUUACAGGUAUUUAUGAUCUUCUUUUUUCAAAAGUGUUUUUUUUUCCGUUGCAAUCUUUUAUUAUAAAUUUUGUUUCCGAACUCUUCUAGGACUAAGGGUGCCUAGGGAGGUGUGUUACAUUUUUGGUAUCAGAGCCAAGGUUUUGCUAAUAUAUUGAUCUGCCAUAUGAGUUAGAGUCUAGUGUCAUAGGAUUAGAUUUUGCCUAACUAUUAGUUCUGCACUCUUUGUUUGUAUCAGUACCGGAGAAGAAAGAUGAGUCAAGGAGACAAUACUUCUACUCCUCCUGCUGAUGAUGUGAAUACCCGAAUGGACAUAAUGCAAAAGGCCAUUACGGAUAUGAGUUCCAUCUUUAAGGAUUAUCUUCAACAUCAGAACAACAAUAAUGCCUCACAAAACACUGGUGGCAAUUCACAGCAAAUAGUGGACUCUAGAGAAGGAAAUGAGCAGUUGACAUUGGUGAAGCAAUUUCAAAACAUGAACCCGACUAGCUUCAAGGGAGUUCCUGAUCUCGAUGUGGCUGAGUCUUGGGUUAAGAAAUUAGAAAAGAUGUUCAAGCUCCUGAAAUGUACUGAUGGGAAAAAAGUGGAGCUAGCAGUGUUCACAUUAGAAGGUGAAGCUGAUGAUUGGUGGACAGUUGUUCAAGAUGGGUUUUCUAAGAGAGGAGAGGAGGUUACAUGGGACAAGUUUGUUCAGGCCUUCUAUCGAAAAUAUUUUUCUGCAGUUGUGUUGGAAAGAAAGGAACUAGAGUUCAUGAAUUUGAAACAAGAUGACAUGACAGUUGAUGAGUAUCAAGCUAAAUUCAAUUCUCUUAUGAAGUUUGCUCCUCACCUUGUUAAUGAUGAAGUUAGAAAGGUAAGGAAGUUUCAAAGAGGGUUGAAAGCUUCCAUUAGGAACAGGGAGGUUCCUCAAAUGCUAAAGACUUAUGAUGAGGUCUUGGCCACGGCUCAAAUAAUUGAGCAAGAUAUGGAGCAAAGAAUGGAGACUCAUGACUCAAAAGGCAAGGGAAAGGCUAUCAACACCCAGUCUUUCAACAAAAAGCCUGAACAAAGGGGAAAAAGGAAGAUCCCCGAAAGCAACAGACCAAGUUUUGAUUUUUGUAAGAGGUGUGGUAAGAACCAUGGGGGAAAAGAAUGUUAUUGGCAGAUUGGGGCAUGUUUCAAGUGUGGGAAGAUUGACCACUUGAUCAAGGAUUGCCCGGUUCUCAAGGGAGCAAGUCAGCAGCCAAAGGAUCAAGAUAAUAAGAAGCCCAGGGUUCAAGGAAGAGUUUUUGCCAUCACAGAACAACAAGCUCAAAACACUCCUGCAGUUAUAAAAGGUAAAAUACCUAUCUCUUUUGGGAAUGCCCAUGUGUUGAUUGACUAUGGAUCUACCCACUCAUUUGUGUCACCUAAGUAUGUGCCAUUUUUGCAUGUGGAGCCUGAGACCCUUGAUUGUGUACUUGUGGUGAAUACUCCUUCUAAGGAGGUUUUAGUAUCAAAAACCAUUUAUAGAUCUUGUAGAGUUAUGGUAGAGGGUAGAGUUUUGUUUGCCGAUCUAAUUUUGUUAGGUAUAGUGGAAUUUGAUGUCAUAGUUGGUAUGGAUUGGUUGUCUACCCAUUAUGCCAUGGUUGAUUGUUAUGAGAAGGUGGUUACUUUCUCCGCUCCUAAACAGCCUGUGAUUCGGAGUUGCUUGGGUUACCUCCAAAUAGGGAGAUUUACUAUAGACCUUGUGCCUGGUACUGCACCAAUAUCCCAGCAACCUUAUAGAAUGGCCCCAGCAGAGUUAAUUGAAUUGAAAAAGCAGUUGCAAGAGCUUCUUGAUAAGGGAUUCAUUAGACUCAGUACUUCUCCCUGGGGUGCUCCGGUUCUUUUUGUGAAAAAGAAAGAUGGCUCACUUAGAUUGUGCAUUGACUAUAGACGGUUGAAUCAAGUCACUGUCAAGAAUAAAUAUCCUUUGCCAAGGAUUGAUGAUUUGUUUGAUCAGUUACAAGGAGCUCGUGUCUUUUCCAAAAUUGAUCUUAGAUCGGGUUAUUAUCAACUAAAGGUUAAACCCGAGGAUGUGAUGAAGACUGCUUUUAGGAGCAGAUAUGGGCACUACGAGUUCCUGGUAAUGCCGUUUGGUUUAACCAAUGCCCCUGCAGCUUUUAUGGAUCUUAUGAAUAGGAUCUUUCAGCUGUACUUAGAUAAGUUUGUCAUUGUCUUCAUUGAUGACAUUCUUAUCUUUUCUCCUGAUGAAGAGAGCCAUAAGGAGCAUCUGGCCAUUGUAUUGCAGAUUUUGCGAGAAAAGAAGUUAUAUGCCAAGUUUGAUAAGUGUGAGUUUUGGCUGAAUCAGAUUAGUUUUCUAGGUCAUAUUGUUUCGAAGGACGGCAUAUCAGUUGAUCCUAGUAAAGUGGAAGCAGUUGUGAAGUGGGAAAGGCCGACUAGUGUCACUGAAGUGCGGAGUUUUCUUGGACUAGCGGGAUAUUAUAGAAGGUUUGUGGAGGGAUAUUCAAAGAUUUCUGGUCCAUUAACACAACUUACUCGUAAGAAUCAGAAGUUUGAAUGGACAGAUAAAUGUGAGCAAAGCUUUCAAGAGUUGAAGAACCGAUUGGUCACAGCACCAAUUCUUGCUAUUCCCGACAAUGGAGGAAACUUUGUGACAGCUCAAGACACAUGAGAGGAAUUACCC